CUUUGUAAGCACACGAGACAACUGCAUUUCUAUGGACGGUAGUUUCUUUUCAGGACACGAAGAGGAGAAUAAGUCUCUGUAAACUUGCUUUGUCGACUGUUACCAAAAAUCAGGAUUUGGACGCCGCUGUGAUUAGGAAGCUGACUUUGGCUUCUCGGUCCUGAGCGUGCUGGACAGUGGCGGUGAACUGAGAGCCGUGAUUGGUUAAGAAGGCAGGAGAGGCCUGACCAGAUUGGCUCUGGACUCCCCCUAUUACCUCACUGCAUUCUGAAGGUCUGUCUACCAAUGACGGGGCCCCUUACUGGAAAAACCAACUGCUGGAGAGUGCCAAGAGUCCAUAACAACGCCCUUUUGAAGUCAGACGGGGUGAGACAAAAGGCAGCUCUCUGGCGGAGCGUCUAUGCCGCAGGACGAGAAGAAGAUUAGGAUGGAUACCCCACCCCCCGACCGGGCCCUAGGAAAGCAAAACAAAACCCUGCAACACCAGGUGGACGAUGACGAACUGGGGUUUAAGGAAAUGGACGGUCUGAAAGAAGCUUUGGCCAACCUCAGGGGACUGUCCGAAGAGGAGAAGAGCGAGAAGGCAAUGCUCCGCUCCCGCAUCCAAGAGCAAUCCCAACUCAUCUGCAUCCUGAAACGCAGAUCGGAUGAGGCACUCGAACGCUGCCAAAUCCUCGAGAUGCUCAAUGCGGAGCUGGAGGAAAAGAGGAUGGAAGAGAUGGAGAAGUUGAAGAUCCAGAGUGAGCACACCCAGAAGCUGGAAGACCGCUUUAUGACUCUGGCAGCCAACCACGAGCUGAUGAUCCGCUUCAAGGACGAACACAAGAAUGAAAACGUGAAGCUAAAGGAGGAGAACGAGAAGCUGAGGCGGGAGAAUAGCAGCCUCUUCAGCCAGGCUCUGAAAGACCAGGAGGCUAGGGUGCUGCAGCUCACAGCACAUAACAAGGCCCUGGCAGAGGAAUUGGAAGUCUUGAAACAGAGAUGUGAUCAUGAUGCCAGCGAGGCAGAGGCCCGAGAGAAAAAGCUGCUGGGUCUGCAGAACCAGCAGGCUUGUGCCCAUGCCAAGGAGACAGAGCAGCUGCGCAGCCAGCUGCAGAGCCUCAAGCAGAGACACCAGCAGACCGUGGAACAGAUGGCGAAGGAACAGGAGGCGCAUAGCAGCCUGAGCGAGGAGCUGCAGGCCAGGCUGCAGACUGUCUCGAGGGAGAAAGAAGAGCUGCUGCAGCUGUCCAUGGAGAGGGGCAAGGUACUCCAAAACAAACAGGCUGAGAUCCGCCAGCUUGAGGAGAAGUUGGAGACAGCAGCCAUGGCCAAGAAGCAUGCGCUAGAACGCUUUGAGCAGGAGGCAGUGGCCGUCGAUAGCAACUUGAGAGUUCGCGAGCUUCAGCGCAAGGUCGAUGGGAUCCAAAAAGCUUAUGAUGAGCUGCGUCUCCAGUCAGAAGCCUUCAAAAAGCACAGCCUGGAUCUUUUAAGCAAGGAGAGGGAACUUAAUGCCAAACUCCGCCAUCUCUUUCCAUAAGGAAACUCUGCUUCCCGUUGUCUCCAGUUACUAACUUCAAAUAUUUGUGCCUUACCAUUAUGGCAAAAGCAAAGAUAAUUCACUUACUAUACUUUUAAGUACAAAAAUCACUUUACUAUGAGUUGUUGUUACUGUUGUUGUAAAUGUUAAUGUUAAGUUCUACCACCUAGAAUACAUUUAAGAUUAACCAGAGUCCCCUCUGUGCCUUUGAAGUUUUCUUAAGGUUAUCCGUAACUUCUACCUCAUAACGUACUCAUUCUCAACCCCAGACACCUUCCUAUAGUGUGAAGAUUUAUGAUUUAAAGGAUCCUAAAAUGAAAGUGCUAUCAUGAAAAACAGGAAAACGUAGCCCAUUAGCCACUGCAGAAUGAUAGGUUUGUCGGAGCUCUGUAGUUGAGAUUAACAAAAUAAAAUAAAAACAAAAACAAAACAAACAAACAAACAGCUAUCAGCAUGGUAGAACAAAUACUCUGCAGCAAAAAAGUCUGAUUGAAUCUAAUGUCGUAUUAGCUUGGUUAAAUCAUACACUUGUUUACCAAAGCAUGAAAGCCAGCUCUGUUACACUCAUUGUGUUGAGCCUAAAGAUUCAAGUUGGUUAAGUCAACCAAUUUUAAUAUUUUCUGCAAGUUUAGCUGAGUUCCACUUUCCUGGUUUUCUCCUUAAUAACCGAUAGGAUUUAGAGGUGCUCUAUUGAGACCCAGUGGCUUCAUUUUCCAUUUUGCAAUAUUCUAGUAGGUAAAAAAAAAACUCAGUUUGGGGUAACUGGUCAUAGUAGAUUGAGUUUGAUUUUUAUGGUAGCUUAUAUAUUGCCUUCUGUUUCUGUCAAUACAUUUUCUUGCAAUUAACUUGUGUGUGUUUAAAGUCUAAGCUGAAUGUGUAUAUGUUUACUUAUGGCAUUUUUGUGGGAAUAAUUAAGUUCUGUAGAAAUAGUGUUUUAAUACAGUUAAAUGUAGAUGAAUAUAAAGUUUUUAAGGAAGUAAAGUCUUCAAGUUAAUUUCCAGAAUAUAAAUUAUUUUCUUUCCCUCAUAUUUAGUCAUUACGUACACAAUUAUGAAUAUCUAUAAGAUGGAUUAUAGUAUAGUCAUUUUCCUCAUUCAUUUGGUGCAAGUACACCAAAAAUUACAUAGCAAGUUUGAUUUACUGAAAAACUUUUACUUGUGGGUUUUUGUUUGUUUUUUUUUUUUUUUGCCUGUUGUUGUUAGUUUGUUUUUUUUUUUCUUGAGAGAGAGAGAGAGGCAGGCUUAUAUAGCCCAGGUUACCCUUGAACUCAUUAUGUAGACAUCACAAUAUAGAUGAAGAAAGAAGAAUGGUUAUAUGUGAUUGUUGUAUAUCAAAUAUUUAAAAAAAAUUAAGACUUUUGAUGUGUGAGUGCUUUGUCUGAAUGUAUGUAUGACCAUGUAUAUUCCUGUGUCCAAGGAGGUUAGAAGGCCUCAUCAGAUUCUCUGGAAUUGGUGUCAUGGAUGGUUAUAAGCUACCAUGUGUGUACUGGGAACUGAACUAGGGUCCUUAGCAAGAGCAACAAAUGUCCUUAACCACUGAGUCCUUUCUCCAUCCCUCACUGUGUAAACACUUUUCGUUUCACCCUCAGACAACUCAAGAGAGGAUGUGUUGUCACUAUUUUAUAGAUGAAACAGUGAGACUCUAAGAGGGUGGCUUAUCUAAAGCUGCAAAGCUUUAGGCAGACAGAAGUGAGAUUGAAACUGAAGGCUAUUAGGCAGGGUGCCAUGAGACUCCCUGACUUAUUUUAAAUCUUUAUUGUCACUGUCAUGAAAUUACUGUUUUAACACAGGGCCUCAUAAUUUUAUUAUUGUGCAUGGCAUUGCCAGUUGAGUAAGCAAGUCUGCUCUCUGCCUCUAAAAUCCAUGUUUUCUCCCAGUAUAUGUUACCUUCAAAACACACACACACACACACACACACAGAG
Messenger RNA from Meriones unguiculatus (Mongolian gerbil), 3440 nucleotides. It is a transcript of the gene Ccdc89, whose product is annotated as coiled-coil domain containing 89. Lineage: Eukaryota; Metazoa; Chordata; Mammalia; Rodentia; Muridae. The coding region runs from base 401 to 1519 and encodes 372 amino acids. The transcript has a single exon. The record is from RefSeq and is a predicted model, not a curated record.